This is a messenger RNA of Chenopodium quinoa (quinoa), 2741 nucleotides long. RefSeq lists its product as uncharacterized. Gene Ontology annotation, cellular component: membrane. The record is from RefSeq and is a predicted model, not a curated record. The coding region runs from base 654 to 2309 and encodes 551 amino acids. NCBI's taxonomy places the organism in Eukaryota, Viridiplantae, Streptophyta, Magnoliopsida, Caryophyllales, Amaranthaceae. The transcript is spliced from 11 exons.
CGAAAACUCGAGAUUGGGUUAGUCUUAAGUGUACUUUCGUAAUUAACUUUCUGCUAAUAAUCUUUCAAAUCAGCAAAAACUAAUCAAAUUUAGUUGAAAAUUUCUGCCUACCUUAACUCUUAAGGUAAAUUUAAACUAGACUACAUGCUUUUCUUGAAUUUAGACAUCUUUUUCAUCCUUUUUACUUUAACUUUUAAUUUUUUUUGUUAAUGUAAUAAUUGUUUGGUUAAUAAGUGGGGAAAUUAGAUGAGAUGGAAACAAAAUAUUUGUGCUUUACUUGUACAGAAGUCAUUCUCUGCACUUGAUGAUUCACUCUUCUUUUCUUCCCUUUUGUUUUGGGUGGGGAAGAGGGUGUCCUUUAUUUUUUGGGAUCCUCUAGUUUAAGAACUAGUAUGUGGAUUAAGCAAAGGAAGAGCUUUUUCAAGCGAAACCGCGCUUUUUACGACGAGCUUAGAUAAAAGGCCAACAUUCCUUUCUCUUUGAACUAACACUGCUGCUUCUUUAAAAAAAAGUUCCCUUGUUUCUAUCUAUGCCUUUAUAUAACUUGUGUACAACUUCUGAUCAUUCUCAAGUACUCUACUCUGUUCGUCUCUCUUUCUCUCUGCAGGAUUGGCGAACCACAAAAGUUGAUUGACACAAUCUAGAGGGGGAAGAUGGGUACAGCGCAGGUGCAGCGUCUGCAAACGAGUUGGGUUGUGUUUGCAAUUCUUGCAUUGACCAUCAGCUCGAAGUUGGGUGUUUCUGAAGCUCAACUCUUACCGAACAGCAAUGAACCAGGAAGUACAUCGGUGCCAACGCUAGAUACCUUCAGCCAUACCACAUACAAACCAAAAGAUAUAGUACGGGUAGAUCCACUGGAACAAUUCAGCAACUACAGAGGCGGCUAUAACAUCACAAACAUCCAUUAUUGGAGUUCGACUUUAUUUACUGGAAUUUAUGGAUAUGCAAUCGGACUGUUAUGGCUCAUCUCAGGCAUUGUGUAUGCCAUAUAUCUAAUAACAGCUUCUUGCUGUAAAAGUACAAGCAAGAACCAACAGCUGAAAAACAGAACACCAUGUCACAAGCCGUGUUAUCUCUUCCCUCUAAUUUUCACCACAUUUUUCGCUAUCCUAGCAAUAAUUGCAUCUGGGAUGGCUCUGGAAGGAAAUAUGAGAUUUCAUUCGGAAGCAAACACAAUAAUGAGAGUUAUAAUCCACACUGCAGAUCAGGCAUCCAAUACCAUAUACAAUGCCACAGGACCAAUGAGAAAGAUUGGUGCAAACUUACAGCAACAAGCAAUGGAUAGUAUUGAUGGUGUGGAUGGGGCUGAUACUACAGAUAUGGCUGCUGCAGCUAGCUUCUUGGCUUCAACAUCCGACAAGCUCGAUUAUGCAGCAACUGGCAUAAAAAGACAAGCUCAGAAAAACAGGCUCUUAGUAGAGAAGGGUCUGACGAUAUUGUAUAUCCUGACCAUCGUCACCAUAUCCAUAAACCUAGCUGCUGUGAUAGCUCUUACAGUUUUUGGUAUACUGAGAUUUCGACGAGUACUACACAUGCUAGUCGUAUUCUGUUGGAUUCUAGCAACCCUCUGCUGGCUAUUCUUUGGGGCAUAUUUCUUCCUUGAAAAGUUUUCCUCCGACACAUGCCGAGCUCUUCAAGACUUCCAACAAAACCCAGACAACAGUAGCUUAAGCUCAAUCCUUCCUUGCGAUGAAUUUCUUUCAGCAAGAACCGCAUUAUCUGAUGUUGGCAUUGGAGUCUAUGAAAUUGUAGACCAGGUGAACACAAAUAUCUCUCUUGUGAGGAGUUCUUCAUUCCCAAGUCUCCAAUACGUAUGCAACCCUUUCUCUGGACCACCUGAUUUUACGUAUCAACCAGGAAACUGUGCAGCUGACACAAUUAAGAUAGGAGAUAUUCCACAGGUGCUGAAGAUGUUUACUUGUUCAGACACCAGCGGGACAAGUUGCCAGGAAGGAAUCAUAACAAGCAGUGUUUACAAUGUCAUAGAAGCUUACUCAACUUCAAUACAAAAUCUGCUAAAUGCAUACCCAGAUAUGGAGAAUCUAGUAGAUUGCCAACUCGUAAAACAUGCAUCCUCAAGGAUCCUAGUCAAACACUGCAAGCCAUUGAAGAGCUACGCACAGACAACCUGGGUUGCAAUGUUGGUACUUUCAGUGGUGAUGGUGAUCUUAGUCCCAAUAUGGGCAAUUACUGGUUAUCAUGAACGAAAACAUCAUUUUGCAGAUGGUUCUAUACAGCCAAAUACCACAGGUGCAAAUCAUGUGGAUCCUGAAGCAGCUAAAGCAACUAUUGCACACCAAAUCCAGUAGUCUGAUUGAGAUUCAACCAUAAAGCAAGAAUUUCUUAGCAAAGCAAGAGAAUUAAGGCUCUGCAAUAACAUAAGAGUACGAGUACAGUAGGGAUGCCUGGAAGCAGAAAGCAACCCAGGAGCUCCUACACACCUUAAACAAGCUAGGAAAACUGGAAAAGUAACCCAACAGCACCAAGCUCUCCAAGUAAUUAUAGACUUAUAGUGUUGGAGAGAACUAAAAUACACUCCUUACGUCCUUAGCAUAGCCUGACAAACAACAUUUUUGUUCAGAAGAAGUGCGCAACAAUAUUUUUUACAAUGAUUGUUGAUAAAUUUACAAUAUUAUAAUGUACAUAAAAUACUGGGACCAACCCCAUGAAAGGAACACAAUGUGUUGUAAUUGUAUUUUGUAACACUAUAUUCAAGAAGCUACUCAACUUUUAUCAUGAAA